AUGGGUCAAGAUAUAUAUAAAAAUUCAGACUCUGGGCAUGUUUUUCUUUCCACGGCUAGGGUUAAAAUUCACGACCACUUGGGAAGGGAACAUUAUGCGCGAGUAUUAUUAGACUGUGGUUCCCAGUCAUCAUUUAUUUCUUUGUCACUAUGUAAACGUUUAGGUUUGAAACAAGAAAAUACCAACUUAUCUGUUGUGGGAAUUGCCAAUAUCACGUCACAAAUUAAGAAAAGGUGUCAAGUCGAAAUUCAGUCUUUGUAUAAAAACUUUAAACUUUUGUUAAAUUGCUUUAUUUUGCCCGAAGUGACUAAUAUUUCAUCUUCUAGAGGAAUCCAUUUUCAAUGCUUGGAUCUUCCUAAAAAUGUACAAUUAGCAGACCCAGAUUAUAAUAAGCCAGGCCCCGUAGAUAUUCUAGUAGGCGCGGAUAUUUUCUGGAUCUUACUAGGUAAAAAUCGGAUAUCGUGUGGAAAACACAUGCCUUUCCUACAAGAAACAGAUUUAGGUUACGUUCUGGCUGGAAUGGUAGGACACGCCGAUGAUACUUCUAGUAAUAUUUCUUGUCACUUAAGUACUAAUGCUGAGUUACAAAAUACUAUUUCAAAGUUUUGGGAAAUCGAGGAAAUUCCCACAAAUAAAGUUUUUUCUGAGGAUGAGCUCAAAUGCGAAUCUAUUUUCUCACAAAUUACUCAUAGAGAUGCCUCCGGACGUUUUGUCGUUACCCUGCCAUUUAAACAAUCACCCGAUCUACUUGGGUCGUCUAGGGAACAAGCUGAAAAAAGACUAUACGCCAUAGAAAGAAAGUUAGCAAAAAACAAUAAUCUCCGAGAAUAUUACGCAAAUUUUAUGACAGAAUACGAGAAUUUAAAUCAUAUGACUUUAGAUACUAGUAAUAUAGCAAAUAAUGUUGAAUAUUUCAUGCCACAUCAUGGAGUUUUUCGUGAGUCUAGUUUAACUACCAAACUGCGUGUCGUUUUUGAUGCGUCGGCACCAUCUAGCCAUGGUUUAUCGUUAAAUUCCAUUCAGUAUGUUGGUCCAGUCUUGCAAAACGAUCUUUUUUCUAUUUUACUUAGAUUUAGAAAAUAUUUAUUUGUAAUUUCAGCGGACAUUACGAAAAUGUACCGCCAGAUACUAGUUGAACCAAGCCAGCGGUCACUUCAAAAAAUAUUAUGGCGUUCUAGUCCUUCCGAAGAUGUAAAAGUUUACAAACUAAAUACCGUUACCUAUGGGCAAGCUUGUGCUAGUUUUCUAUCAAUUCGAUGUCUAUUCCAGUUAGCAGACGAAUAUGAAAAAAUUAACCCAGAUAUUGCGAAUAUCAUUCGUCAAGAUUUUUAUGUCGACGAUUUGUUGACCGGUGCGGAUUCUAUUCCAAAUGCUCAAUAUAUAUGCAAUGAAAUUUCAAAGGUCUUAAAAGGCGGUUGUUUCGAGCUGCGUAAAUGGUAUUCUAAUGAACCUAGCGUUGUAAGUCAUAUGGAUAACGCUACUAGUUCUUGUGAGGUCUUAGAAUUUACCGCAGGAGAAAAGGCAAAAACCUUGGGUUUAACUUGGUCUUGUCAAGAUGAUUUUCUUAUGUAUCAUAUCGAAGAAAUUCCCUUUAAAAGUAAUUAUACAAAAAGAAGCGUUCUGUCAGUAUUAUCCAAGCUAUUCGAUCCUUUAGGACUCCUAUCACCGUGUAUUGUGCUAGCAAAGAUUUUCAUGCAACGCUUAUGGCUACAAAAGGUAUCUUGGGAUGAGCCAUUGACACUUUCCUUAUCGAACGAAUGGUCUAAAUUCUGUAAAGAUUUACCCAAUUUAAAUUCAUUGCAAAUUAGUCGUCAUGUCCUAGCUGAUUUUCCAAGUUCGUUAGAAAUACACGGAUUUUCAGAUGCUUCCGAGAGAGCCUAUGGGGCUUGCCUAUAUAUAAAAUCAAUUGAUUCAAAGGGUUUUUCAGUCAUCAAGCUUUUAUGUGCUAAGUCUAAGGUUGCCCCGGUGAAGUCACUUACUAUUCCUAAGCUUGAACUUUGUGCAGCUUUAUUAUUAAGUAAACUGGUAAACAAAGUGUUAAGUUCUAUUCAACUUUCUUUUGAAAGAAUCGUUUUGUGGUCUGACUCUACUAUUGCUCUGGCCUGGAUAAGAACCCCUCCAAAUACGUUAAAGGUCUUUGUAAGCAAUCGUGUUGCAGAGAUUCAAGCUUUAACUGAAGAUUGCGAGUGGCGAUAUAUUCCCAGUACAGACAACCCAGCCGAUUUAGUUUCGCGCGGUUUGUUACCAAGUCAUAUGUUAACUGCGAUCGAAUGGUGGCAAGGGCCAUCUUGGCUUGCGAAAGAAUCAAUAUAUUGGCCACAAAAUGAACAAAAUAUCAAAUUAUUACCAGAAUUAAAAUCAAAAUAUCCAUUAACAUUUGUAGCUAUGCUAGAUAAUAGUUUCCCUUUUGAACGAUUUUCUUCAUUUUUAAAAAUGCAACAUGUCACAGCUUAUAUUUUCAGAUUUAAAAUAGCCUGUCAGAAAAAUUCUAGUCGCGUUGAAGGGCCUAUAAGUGUGUCAGAGUUGCGUUGCUCUUUGAAAUCUCUAAUUAAAGCAGCGCAAAAUCAAAGUUUUCCUGAAGAAAUUUCAAGGUUGUUGGAUAACAAGGGCCUACCCGAUAGCAAUGUAUUAAGUAAAUUAAAUCCAUUUUUGAACGCUAAUGGCAUUCUUCGGGUGGGUGGUCGCUUGAAACAUUCCGAUUUCCCAAUGGAAAAGAAACACCCUAUUCUAUUACAUUCGAAUCAUCAUUUCACAAAAUUACUUUUUGAAUAUGAGCAUGCUAUUUUACUUCAUCCAGGUCCGCAGUUACUCUUAGCACAUAUCCGUGAAAAAUAUUGGCCGAUCAGAGGCAGAAAUCUAGCACGUAAAAUAUCUAUAAAGUGUUUACGCUGUUUUAAAUUUAAACCGGAAUUAGUUCAACCAAUUAUGGGUGCGGCCAACAAAGUGUUAAGUUCUAUUCAACUUUCUUUUGAAAGAAUCGUUUUGUGGUCUGACUCUACUAUUGCUCUGGCCUGGAUAAGAACCCCUCCAAAUACGUUAAAGGUCUUUGUAAGCAAUCGUGUUGCAGAGAUUCAAGCUUUAACUGAAGAUUGCGAGUGGCGAUAUAUUCCCAGUACAGACAACCCAGCCGAUUUAGUUUCGCGCGGUUUGUUACCAAGUCAUAUGUUAACUGCGAUCGAAUGGUGGCAAGGGCCAUCUUGGCUUGCGAAAGAAUCAAUAUAUUGGCCACAAAAUGAACAAAAUAUCAAAUUAUUACCAGAAUUAAAAUCAAAAUAUCCAUUAACAUUUGUAGCUAUGCUAGAUAAUAGUUUCCCUUUUGAACGAUUUCUUCAUUUUUAA
This is a messenger RNA of Sitophilus oryzae (rice weevil), 3339 nucleotides long. RefSeq lists its product as uncharacterized. The transcript has a single exon. The coding region runs from base 1 to 3339 and encodes 1112 amino acids. The record is from RefSeq and is a predicted model, not a curated record. NCBI's taxonomy places the organism in Eukaryota, Metazoa, Arthropoda, Insecta, Coleoptera, Curculionidae.